This is a messenger RNA of Spodoptera litura, 1190 nucleotides long. RefSeq names its product FHIP family protein CPIJ015043-like. The record is from RefSeq and is a predicted model, not a curated record. NCBI's taxonomy places the organism in Eukaryota, Metazoa, Arthropoda, Insecta, Lepidoptera, Noctuidae.
CUUCUAUUGCGAUGCGUCACCAGGCGAGGACUAUUGCGGGCUGUGCUUCAUUUCCUCUUUGUAUAUGAGUAUGAUGGAGUUAGAGUCGUCGAUGUAUUGUUACGAAGACUUGAAGGCAAUUCUCAGCUAUCACUAGUCUCCUUAGCUCUAAUGGAGACACUAAUCGACCUCAACUGCGAAGAUGUGAUGGUAGACCUGGUCUUCAAGCACCUUCUCAACGGCCACCACCUGAUGGUAGCCUAUAGACAUAAGAUAGCUGAUCCGGAGCCUUAUAGAGACGCGGCUAUCGCAUUCUUGGGACUCUCGCCUAGAUGCUGCUCGAGGCCUAUGGAGAUGACAAAACGUUGGAUAGACGAGCUAGCAAUGAGCGGACGUCGCGUCCUUGAUCUGAAGAGUGACAACGAGAGACGGGUGAAUGGAGUCCACGACGAUAUCGCCAUGAGCAGUCUGGUACAUGAAAUUAAAGUCAAUUAUGGGAACCCCAACGAUACACUAUUCGGCAACUACCACGCCUACAUCUGCGACUCGCGCUUCGAAAUAGUAUCCCGCGUACUAGCAUGCAGUAACUGGACCUCAAGGUAUGACAGCGUCACGCCGCCAAAAAGAGAAACAAACAACAAUACAAAAGAAACGAAAGAGAUAGACAUAGUCUCACCGAAAGAGCAGGACAGCCUUAUUUCAUGUACGAGCGGAUAUGAGACAAAAACAAGCGACAGUUCGGAAAAAGAACAACACAGUUUGACGUCACUGAAUGAACAGGAGAAUGAAGUGAAGACCGAAUUGAAUGAAUUAAAAGAACAUGAUAGUUUGACGUCUACGGGGGAGAGUAGUGGUUAUGAGAGCUUUAAGUAUAAAGAGGGUGAGGGGGAUGAGGGAUUCGCUGAGGAAUUGUUCAGGAGGAGCUUUGUAAGGAAGGAGGAUAAUGGGUAUGAAGGGGAGGUGCCUUUGAUCAGAAGCUGGAGGGCCAGUGCUGAAUCAAUUAUUGGCCCAUUACUAGCCAGCCUUCUGAAGAAGACAGCAGUUCUCUUAGAAUCGGAAGUCAUAGUAAACUGCCGCGUCACGAGUGUAGUCUCCAAAUUAGCGUCGCUACCUACACCUCUGCUGACCUCGCUACUGCUGUGUCCCGGAUUUGUACUGCAGCCUAACGUGCCUUCUUUGUUUCAGAUACUAAGUAAACUAAAAGAAGAAGU